Candidozyma duobushaemuli is the source of this 819-nucleotide messenger RNA. RefSeq names its product Bur2p (gene BUR2). Gene Ontology annotation, biological process: positive regulation of DNA-templated transcription, elongation; regulation of transcription by RNA polymerase II. Gene Ontology annotation, cellular component: nucleus; cyclin/CDK positive transcription elongation factor complex. Gene Ontology annotation, molecular function: cyclin-dependent protein serine/threonine kinase activator activity. Lineage: Eukaryota; Fungi; Ascomycota; Pichiomycetes; Serinales; Metschnikowiaceae. The transcript is spliced from 2 exons. The coding region runs from base 1 to 819 and encodes 272 amino acids. The record is from RefSeq and is a predicted model, not a curated record.
AUGACCGAACACCCCAAACCCAACACAUGGCUCUUUUCGGGCGACGAUGUGCUCAACCGCCUGCCUUCACGUAAGCAGAUGCUGCUUUCUCAGAUCCUCAAGGUCUACGAGCUGAUCUACGACUUUCUCGUCAGACUAGCUUCAGUACUCAAACUCGAUGGAAGAACCAUCCUAGCAGCCACAAUCUACAUCCACCGCUUCUACAUGCGGAUGCCCAUCACCACGUCAAAGUACUUUGUGGCGUGCGCCGCUGUGGCCAUUUCUUGCAAACUUCACGACACUUACAGACCUCCAGACAAGAUAGCUCUUACAGGGUGCCAGAUUAAGCAUCCAGGCAAGCAGGUGGACCAGCAUUCCAGCACGUUCUGGAGCUGGAGAGAUCAGCUUUUGCAUAGGGAGGAGGUGAUUCUUAAGAACCUCAAUUUCGAGGUGUCGGUGGACCUUCCGUAUGAGAUUACUGAAGAGCUUCUAAAGCAGCAACCCAAGGACCCAAAGGGCAAUGGCUUUUACGAAAAACUACCCGACAUUCUCAAAAUUACUACGUCUAAAAUCGAGCUUCUCAGUGCCUUGCCGGUGUUGGUGGUUUUUGACAUAUAUACGUUGUAUGGCGCAAUGUUGAUUCUCACUGUGAAGGAGGCCAAGCAGAAGUUCGACGACAUUGACGCCAUCAAUUUGCCUGAAGGGUACCUAGACUCCAUUGGCGUCACCGCAGACGAAUGCUUCGAAUGCUACCAGUUUGUGCUCAAGCUCCGAAGCCUCUGUGAGGACCCUCAGCUUCCGAGCCACAGGAUUGUGGCCGGGACGCCUUCUAUAGCAUAG